Molecule: messenger RNA, 2781 nt
Organism: Musca vetustissima
Lineage: Eukaryota; Metazoa; Arthropoda; Insecta; Diptera; Muscidae
Gene: cu
Product: nocturnin
Exons: 6
Coding region: 1-2781 (926 amino acids)
Molecular function (GO): 3'-5'-RNA exonuclease activity
Source: RefSeq, a predicted model, not a curated record
AUGCAAUCACACCAAGACGCCUUUGGUUCGGAGGCCUUAAAAAAUCGUGGCCAUCGACGUUCGGAUACAUUGGGCAAGGCAAUGCCGAUAACUUCGUUGUUACUAAAUUACACCUCACCAUCGGCAUUGCAAAAUUUCGAUAAUAUACGAAGUGAUGCUGAUAAUCGCGCAAGAGCAGUGGAUGAUUCUUCACCCACACGCAAUGAAUUACCACCACAAUUCUUUCCCGUACAUGACAUUGCUGAAACCUCCAAAACUUCCCCCACCGAUAUUGAUGAUGAUUUAGACGGUCUAGAUCAGGAUUAUGAAAUACUUAUAUCCGAAUGUAGCAGCAGCUAUGCCAGCAGCAGUCAACACGAUGACGGCGGCGGUGGUGGUGGUGAUCGUCGCAAAUCAAAUUCUGAUGAAUACAUAUCCUUGAUCGGCAAUUCGACAUUCUAUACACCCUGUCAGACAUGUGUGGGUUCGGCUCCAAGCGACAUGGCCGCACGUCCUUUGGCCAUUAAUGAAAUGUGCCGCCGUUUGUGCACCGAGGAGUGUCGUUUACGUUUAAGUUUAGCCGGUCUGGUACCAACUUCGGAGUCAAUUGAGAAAAAUAAGAAAGCUUUGGAAACAUAUGUACAGCAUGCCAUAUUGGAGAAACCACCCAAAUUGCCACCAAGACCCAAAAAGGAACAGGACGUGGUUCCCGAUAUGCCUAAACGUCCAAUGCCAGGUGCAAUUGCCAUACAAAGGAAGAAGUUCUUAAACAACAUCUUGGCACCAAAUGGCCCAAACGGUGAUGAAUCGAUCAGCAGCAGUGACAAUGAAGAUGAUAAAGUAAAGGGGGCGAUGAAUCGGCCACCCAAAGAGUUAAUGGAUAUUGUUUCGAACAUUGUGAUGGUGGCACCACCACCAACUCCAGCAGUCUCUCCAUUGCCACAACAAAAAAAUUCAACACAACCAUCCACUUCAGAAUCAGCGACAAGCGCGAAUUCAGAGACCACCAAUACCACCAAUGCAGAUCACAACAACACUCUCAUUGAUCCCCACGAAAUGGCCAUGCUCAAGGAUUUUCGUGAGAAAUUCGAAAUAGCGGAAGCUCUUGCAAAGACCUCGGCAAUGACCUCUACUUCGCAAAUUAAGCAACGUCUAGCCGCUCGAAAACGGGAAAUCGAAUUGGAGAACGCUAAUGCCAUCAUGUCUGGCGAUGCUGAACAUGAUUUUGAGCUUGACGUUGACGCCAACAAUUGUAGUAGUGGUGAUACCAUUUGUGAACCUGCAUCUACCGGUUUUGGUGGAGGCAAAGAGUUGUCGUCAGCGUCGUCAAAACAAACCAGACGUCAGCAAGGUGCGCCUGCCAUUACCGAUGCCGUUACACAGCAAUUGAAUAGCAACAACGACAACAACAAUAACAAAUCGAAUGUAAAUAACAAGCUGACUCAGAGGCAAGUAGACACUGGGUCUAGCUCUGUUCGUGCCGCCGGUGCUGCUGCUGUUGACUACCAAGAAGACUAUGAGCCUCCACGCGAGUUGCUGUUGUACCUUGUAAGAAUGGGCUCAUUCAAUUCGGCGCCCAAAAUCAAUAAUGUCGAUUCACAGGAUGAUGGUCUAGAUAUACCGAAGGGUCUCAGCACAUCGGAAUUGUUGCAACAUGUCAAACAUUUGCGUGGCCUCAAUCAACCGCCUCUAUUGAGUCGUUACUUUUUGAAGCCAAUGUCAUCGAUUAUUUCAUCGGAUUUAACGGAUGGUUUGCGUUGUUUGAAAUUGAAUUCAGUAUCACGUGUCUGCAGUGCCCCAAUUUCGGAUCCAAAUCAUAUUCGUCUGUUGCAAUGGAAUCUUUUGUCACAAACCCUUGGCCAAAAUAAUGAUGGUUUUGUUCGCUGUCCCGUAGAGGCUUUGACAUGGGAAAAUCGCAAAUACCUUAUAGUACAAGAAAUUUUACAGCACAAUCCCGAUAUUUUAUGUUUACAGGAAGUCGAUCAUUUCAAAUUUCUUCAAACCAUUUUGGGAACACAAAAUUACGAAGGCAUAUUCUUCCCCAAACCUGAUUCACCAUGUUUGUAUAUCGAAGAGAACAACGGUCCCGAUGGUUGUGCCAUUUUCUUCAAACGUGAUAAAUUCGAAUUGCGUAACUUCGAUACACGUAUCCUGGAGGUAUGGCGUGUUCAAAGUAAUCAGGUUGCCAUUGCCGUCAAUUUGAUUGUCAAACAAACUGGCCGUGAGCUGUGCGUCUGCACUACACAUUUAAAGGCUCGUCAUGGUUCGCUCUUAUCGAAAUUACGCAAUGAACAGGGUCGUGAUUUGAUUCGAUUCGUAAAACAAUUUGCUGGCGAUCGUGCUGUAAUAUUGUGCGGUGAUUUUAAUGCUGAACCCACCGAACCGGUCUACGAGACAAUACUGAAUUGUGAAUUUAUGAAAUUGGCCAGUGCCUAUGCUGAGAUGCGUGCCGAGAGCGAUGAGUGUAAUAAUGCCAGUACCAAGGACUCAAUGCCGGCGAUGAACGGUUGUGAUAAAGUGCAGAAGUCUAUACAAAAUGAGCCACCCUAUACGACAUGGAAGAUACGCGAAGAUGGUGAGGAGUGUCACACAAUUGAUUAUGUCUUCUAUACCAAGGACCAGUUGAAGGUUAAAAACUGUUUGGAAUUCCCACAAGGCGAUGAAAUCGGCUUGAAUCGUACGCCCAGCUUCCAAUAUCCCUCAGAUCAUUUCUCUUUGAUAUGCGACUUUGAGGUUUUGGAUUCCUCGCAGGAAUCAUCAGCACAACAGCAGUCGCAACAGGAAAAAAAUAAAGUACAGUGA